Gossypium raimondii (Peruvian cotton) is the source of this 3912-nucleotide messenger RNA. Its product is annotated as protein LONGIFOLIA 1. The transcript is spliced from 5 exons. Gene Ontology annotation, biological process: regulation of monopolar cell growth. Bases 629 to 3754 code for a protein of 1041 amino acids. Lineage: Eukaryota; Viridiplantae; Streptophyta; Magnoliopsida; Malvales; Malvaceae. The record is from RefSeq and is a predicted model, not a curated record.
UUCCAAUUAUUGAAGUAGUUUGUUGAAGUCUUGCAUUCCAAAUCUGAAGUAUCCGCUUCUUAGGCAUAGAUUAAAUAUUAUAAUAUUAGAGGAAAAGAAGUAAGAUUUUUCACAUUCCCAUUGCCUACAUAUGUUAGAACUUAACAUCUGUUUGUGCAGUAAGAGGUUCCAUUGCGGUGUUUGAUAGGUUAGCUAAGUCCAUAGAAGGUGGUCACUGGGGACCCUUUGGGUUGUUGUCUGCCUUGUUCAGGGAAGCCCCGAAGAAAACGUUUUUAAUCUCAUUGCAAAUGCAAAGAAUGGUAAUGUGGGGCUAUACCAAUCUCUCUUUGUAUCUUUAAAUUUGUCCCUUUCAGUCUUCUCUGUUAUUUACUAACAUAAUUCUCUGAAACCUCACACACAGUUCCAAAAGAAAGAAAUAUCCUAGUUGCAGGGGUGGAAAAAAAAAUCCUUUACGAGGUUUCAGAAUCCUAGGAUGUUUAAGUAGCUAGAGCAUACUUGGAAAAGAACCCUUUAUAAGGUUUUUGGCAAUGCAUGUGGCAUGUUAACCUUGUAAAGAGACGUUGAAAGUACCCAGAAGUUUUGUUUGGAAGCUAAGAAAGUUCAGGUUUGGAUCUGCUAAAAGUUUAGGAUGUCAUCAAAGUUUAUGUAUUCUUUAUCAGAUAAAAACCCAGAUUUGCAGAAGCAGAUUGGGUGCAUGAAUGGACUAUUCCAGCUCUUUGAUUGCCACCAUUUCUAUGGUAACCGGCGCAUUGCCGGUCCAAACCGCAAAAGGCUUCCCUCAGGUCAAAAUGGCAAGCAUGGAACAGAAGCCAAGAUUGGUUCAGACAAGAUAAAAGGAAAUAAUCUGAAGAAGACUGUGAAGGAGAAACAAAGAUACUCCUUUGAAUCACCCCGAACCUCGUUGUCUUCUUCCUCUUGUUCAUCCAGUUUCUCACCUGCUGACUGCAGCAAAGAAUCUCUAGUAGACCGAUCUUCAUCAAGCCAAAUUGCCUUCCACGAAACCCCGAGGAAGGAAAUAUCCAGUCAUCGAUCAAAUGCUUCUUUGCAAUCAAGCCAAAACUCCCUUAACCUCCGAGAUGUGGUUAAAGAUUCAAUCUACAGAGAAGCCUGUGGAUUAUCGAUUAAAACUGCAACAAAAUUGGAAGCGGGGCAGCACCAAACCUUGAAGCAUAUAGAUUCCCCAAGGCCUUUGCAGUCACCAAAACCUUCAAAGACGAGGAACACCAGUCUCAAUGAAUCAAGUCAUGCCCUUCUUAAGCUUAAAGGGACUCCUAAAAUGUACAAUGAAUGCGAGGAUGGUUCUCUCACUUUUGCACGACAGGAUGCUCCUCGGCUCUCUUAUGAUGGGAGGGGGGCAAAAGAUGCACAUAAAAUUAAGCCCAAAGAUCUCCCAAGGCUAUCACUAGAUAGUAGGGAAAGCUCCAUAAAGGGUUCCGUCGAUUGUAUGAAUUCGGAUUUUCUUCUAGGAGAGAUAAACAGAAGUAGAAUGAAAUCAAAUGAUAUAAGAAACCAAGAGCAAGAACCUGGAAGCUACAAAGGACCAUCUAGUGUUGUAGCCAAGUUGAUGGGGGUGGAAGCAUUGCUAAAUCCCAUGCUAACCAAUGGGAAUCGAAGUCGAGAUAUCAAAACCUGUCAAGAUUUAAAAAGCAAUCCCGCCUCACCCUCAUCAAGAAUUAAUGAGAAAAAGAAAAGUUUGAUUUCUGGUUGUUCAAGAAAUUCAGGAAAGGAACCAAGGUCACCCCGCAAUCGCAUGACAAAUGUAGAGUCAAAGAAACCUGUUGCAACUAGAUGCCCAAUUGAAUCUGCCCCAUGGAGGCAGCUUGAUGGAAACAAGGGAGCUUUGAAGAGUCAAGAAACUCCAAUGAAAGCCCCAAACUCCUUUCUAACUGUUUACGGUGAAAUCGAGAAAAGUUUGGCAGCACUUGAGUUCAUGAAGUCGGGAAAAGAUACUAGAGCCCUUAAACAAACACCUAAACAAAUGCAGAUGUCUAAGCAGAUGUCAGAUACCAGAAAAGAAGAGCAAGCUUCAAGUUUGAUAUCUCACACAAGCAGCAUCCUUGGCCACAGCUCAGAAGCACCAAAUUUGAGAAAGCUACAUAGUAAAAAUGCAGUUUCAGCCACGAUCAAGGAAACUAGUUCUCCAACAUGCCUUAAAUUGCCAAUCAAGAUUAUAAAAGAAGAAAAAGUUAUGGAAAAUGGCGGCAAUUCUACUUCAACAGUAGUUGCAACUGGCAGUUUAAGAAGGCUUCGCACUAGCAGCCAUGCAAAUACCAGAAGUGAAAAGGCUGACAAGCAAUCAUAUAAAGAUUCAAUUCCGAAACCUAAAACUCCUAAGGAUCCUUCCAGUCGACUCCAUUCAAGGGAUAAAAAUACUGCCAGAACUCUAAGAGACAACCAAAUUUCAAAAGAGCCAUCACCUACUGCUCAAGAAAAUACUAACAUUGCAGUAAGCUCAGAGACCACAUGCCUUAAACUGCACCAGAAGAAGCUUGAAAUGGAAAAACAGUCUCGUCGCACUGGUCCAGCAUCAGACCAGAGAAAAAGCAGAAGGCAAUCAAGCAGCCUACAAGCAGAAUCAGGCUUGCCACAUCGGAAGCCCAGGCAUAGAUCUCACAAUUUGAGGCAAAGUGAUGACCAAUUGAGUGAUAUCAGUAGUGAUAUGAGAGAUUUGAAUCACCAAGGAGAUGAUAGAUCGAUGCAAUCUGAGAGCAAUAUGAGCAUGACCUCCUAUGGUGACACUGAAGUCACAAGUGCUCAAAGUUAUGGCAAGAUAGAGGGUACAUUCUCCCAAGAACAGGAAAAGAAGCAGAAAAAUCCAGCAGCAAGGUUAAUUGAAGGUGAUCCAAAAGCAGAACCUCCAAGAACUGCCCCGGAACAGCCUAGUCCUGUCUCUGUUCUAGAUGCCGCAUUUUACGGAGAUGAAUCACCGUCUCCUGUGAAGAAAACAUCAAAAGCUUUUGAAGGUGAUGAGGGUCUUACCCCUAAUGAUGCAGACUGGAGUUCCAUAGGUCUAAAUCACUUGCCCACCUGCAGAGAAACCAGUCCAAGGUUCAAGACAGACAGCAGGAAAGCAGAAAACAUCCAGCACUUGGUCCAGAAAUUCAUGAAUUUAGAUUCUAUCGAUGAGUGCGCCAUUACAAAUGAAAUUAUUCCAAAUCCAGACCAUGAAUACAUUGCAGAAGUAAUGUUGGCAUCAGGCCUCCUCAGCAAACUUGACUCCAGCUUCAUGGCCUGCCAGCUUCAUCCAUCAGGACAUCUAAUCAACCCUAACUUGUUCCCUGCCCUAGAACAGAUCAGAGCAAGCAUUUGGCUUCUAAAUAGAAAACACAACAGCAGAAAGGUCAGCCAGCUGGACCCCAUCGAGAAGAACCAUAGGCUGCUAAUAUUUGAUGCAAUUAAUGAAAUUCUAAUCAUAAAAUCAGUGAAGAAAGGCUCUUACAAGCAGUGGAUCUUACCGAGUACAGUGGAGGAUACAAGACAAAAAAGACAGCAGGUGGUAAGGGAUUUAUGUUCAGAUAUAGAUAAAAUGCAAACUACAUCAAAUAUAGAGGAUAAAAAUCUCAACAGCAUCGUAUGCGGAGAUUUGAUGCUUGGAUCAAUGGACUGGACAGAAUUCAAGAGCGAAUUUCCAUGGAUAGCUCUAGAUGUGGAGAGGUUGAUCUUCAAAGACUUAAUAUGUGAAGUUAUUAGUAGUGAAGUAACAAAUCUACAACAGCAGCAUCGAGGGCAUUGCAGGCGACUGUUUUUGAAGUAGGAUCAGAUAUGUAUUAAUAAUUUGUCAAUGGAUGAAGGGCUAUGGUUGCAAAUAAACCUUGAAUGAAACUUACCUUAAUGACACUUUGUAAAUUAAAAAGCCUGUGAAAUACACGUAAAUUGCAAUCUUAUGCAUAUACUAGAUAUAAGUGUUCUCCA